AUGUCCAACAUUCCUAGCGAGCCCGAGUUCGAGCAGGCGUACAAUGAGCUCGCCAGCACUCUCGAGAACAGCUCGCUCUUCGAGAGAAACCCCGAGUACCGGACUGCCCUGAAGAUCGCCUCCAUCCCCGAGCGCGUGAUCCAGUUCCGCGUCCUCUGGGAGGAUGACUCCGGCAAAGUCCAGGUCAACCGUGGCUAUCGUGUUCAGUUCAGCUCGGCUCUUGGACCCUACAAGGGCGGCCUGCGGCUUCACCCUACCGUGAACCUGUCCAUCCUGAAGUUCCUUGGCUUUGAGCAGAUCUUCAAGAAUGCUCUCACAGGCUUGAUGAUGGGUGGUGGCAAGGGUGGUGCCGAUUUCGAUCCCAAGGGCAAGAGCGAUAACGAGAUCCGCCGGUUCUGCGUUGCCUUCAUGCGCGAGCUCUCCAAGCACAUUGGUGCCAACACUGACGUCCCCGCCGGCGAUAUCGGUGUCUCUGGACGUGAGAUUGGCUGGAUGUUUGGCACCUACCGCAAGGAGCGCAACCUCUUCGAGGGUGUCCUGACCGGCAAGGGCCUCGACUGGGGUGGCAGCUUGAUCCGCCCCGAGGCGACGGGCUAUGGUCUCAUCUACUAUGUUGGACAUAUGAUCGAGUACGCUGGUGCCGGCAACUGGGCUGGCAAGCGUGUGGCCAUCUCCGGCUCGGGCAAUGUCGCCCAGUACGCCGCUCUCAAGGCCAUCGAGCUCGGUGCGACUGUUGUCUCCCUUUCCGACUCCAAGGGCUCGCUCGUCGCCGAGGGUGACGGACACAUCACGCCUGAGGAUGUUAACGCCAUCAUGGACAUCAAGGUCAAGCGUGAAUCGCUCAACAGCUACACCUCUAGCAGUGGCCUCAAGUAUAUCGAUGGCGUGCGGCCGUGGCUGCACGUCGGAAAGGUCGACGUUGCCCUGCCCUGCGCUACCCAGAACGAGGUCAGCAAGGAGGAAGCCGAGGGCCUUCUGGCUGCCGGUGCCAAGUUCGUUGCUGAGGGCUCCAACAUGGGCUGCACACUCGAGGCAAUCAAUGUCUUUGAGGCCGAGCGAAAGGAGAAGAAGGCCGAGUCGGUCUGGUAUGCGCCUGGCAAGGCUGCCAACUGCGGCGGUGUCGCGGUGUCGGGCCUUGAGAUGGCACAGAACAGCCAACGUCUCCAGUGGACCUCUGAGGAGGUUGACCAGAAGCUCAAGGAUAUAAUGAAGACUGCUUUCUUCCAGGGCCUGAACACUGCCAAGGAGUACGUCAAGGCCGAGGAAGGUGAGCUGCCCAGCUUGGUUGCUGGCAGCAACAUUGCCGGCUUUGUCAAGGUCGCCAAGGCCAUGCACGACCAGGGUGACUGGUGGUAA
Messenger RNA from Lasiosphaeria miniovina, 1356 nucleotides. Its product is annotated as NADP-specific glutamate dehydrogenase. Gene Ontology annotation, molecular function: L-glutamate dehydrogenase (NADP+) activity. The coding region runs from base 1 to 1356 and encodes 451 amino acids. The record is from RefSeq and is a predicted model, not a curated record. NCBI's taxonomy places the organism in Eukaryota, Fungi, Ascomycota, Sordariomycetes, Sordariales, Lasiosphaeriaceae. The transcript is spliced from 5 exons. Gene Ontology annotation, cellular component: cytosol.